AUGAGACUACCCGGCCCCGCCGUUCUGGCUACAUGGCCAACGCCAAAUUAUAUCGACCCGCCAACCCGCGGACAUGGUGUCAUGAUUUUGAACAUCGUCUGUUUCUCUUUGGCUUUGAUAGUUGUCUUCUUGCGCGUAUAUACGCGAGCCUGCAUCACAUCCAGCGCUGGUUUUGAUGACGUCCUUAUCGUCAUCGGCUUAGUCUUUGGUAUUGGAAUGGCCGUUGCAACCUCAAUAUCGACCGAAUACGGGGGAAUGAAUCGUCAUCUCUGGGAUGUCGAGAUUCCAAAGCUUGUUACAAUCCAACAGCUCAACCUAGCCUGGGAGAUGCUUUUUGCGUUAGCUUCAUGCUUUACCAAGAUCUCAUUAUUAUGGUUUUGUCGACGACUGAUCAGCAAAGGCACCCAUCGAUUAUACAACUGGCUGUUCAUUAUCGCGAUGGUAUUCGUUGGCUUUAACAACAUGCUGUUUGUCUUUUUAAGCAUUUUUCAGUGCUCGCCAAUUCAUGCAUACUGGGAAAUCAUACACACCGAGCCAUAUUACUGUAUGAGUGAUGUCGGAAUCAUCUUCUCCGGCAGUGUGAUUAACAUCCUCACUGAUCUAAUGGUCACAACAUUACCCAUGCCCCUUAUCUGGAGCUUGAAGCUACCGGCGCGUCAACGCCUGGCGGUCAUUUCCAUAUUCGGUCUUGGAGUCAUUGUGAACGUCGCAGGCACUGUACGAACCGUUUAUGUAUGGGAAUGCAUGAUGGUUUCCUAUGAUUUAACCUGGAUGGGAUGGCCAAUUCUCAUCGCGUCGACGGUCGAAAUUAGCUUAGGCCUGGUAAUGCACAUGAGUCCAGUUAAUGCUCUACACGAUGCUAACCAUGCGCAGAUCUGCUCUUCGGCCCCAGCGCUCCGCCCACUUGCUGCAGCAUUCUUACCCCGUCUGCUCAAAUCGAAACGGAGCUUAUCCUCUUACUACCGCCGAAACCGUAACCCGAAGUCGUGGUCUUCAACGGCUCGCUCUAGAAGCUCCCGGAUGAACUCAACCGAGUGCCAAGCCGAAUACGAUAGCGAUCACCUCAAGAUGAUGCCCACCAUUGAGAUGCAAAGCUGGAACGAGUCGAGCCAUGUCAGUCAGAUAAAAAUGGGCGCUGCUUUGGAGACAAAAACCAAGCAUCAAUGUCGUGCCAUCAGUCCUGCUGAGAGCACGGACGCGACCAAUGAAGUUGUAUACGCGUCUCCCGCAUGCCCUGCUUCCUCGUUCUCCAGGCCAGGCGACAAGCAAGGAGAUUGUGAGAUUGGAUGGACACGCUAG
Messenger RNA from Penicillium olsonii, 1299 nucleotides. Lineage: Eukaryota; Fungi; Ascomycota; Eurotiomycetes; Eurotiales; Aspergillaceae. The record is from the annotation of a GenBank genome assembly.